Messenger RNA from Mesocestoides corti, 668 nucleotides. NCBI's taxonomy places the organism in Eukaryota, Metazoa, Platyhelminthes, Cestoda, Cyclophyllidea, Mesocestoididae. The record is from the annotation of a GenBank genome assembly.
UUGCUUGCUUUAAAUUCCUUCUAAGCAAAUGCUUGGGGUAUGGAAUUGUGUUAGGUUCUGCGCUUGUAAAACUUCCUCAGAUCGUCAAAAUUUUAAAAACUGGCAGCGCAAAAGGAUUGAGCAUCCCUGCCGGUCUCCUAGAACUUGCAUGUUACGCUGCAACCAGUUCCUAUUCUUUUUACCACAAGUUUCCAUUCAGCACCUAUGGAGAUGCUACAUUUCUGGCGGCACAGACCACAGUGAUCAGCUUUUUGACCAUAUCAUGGGAAAUUUCUUAUCUCUGUGGCAUGAUCUUUUUGAGCUUUUGUGCGUGUUUCGCCGCAUACGCCAUGUCACCUGCAAUCAACCUUUCAUUCCUUAUUUUAAUGCAGAUGGCGAAUACUCCCGUCAUUCUAUUCUCGAGGGGACUUCAGAUUUUUGCAAACUUUCGCAAUGGCAGCACUGGACAGCUAUCGGCGAUUUCCGUUUGGCUAAUGACCGUUGGCUCACUUGCUCGUAUCUUCACUUCAGUCCAGGAGACUGGUGAUAUGCUCGUCGUUCUCAACUUUGUCGCUAGUUCUCUUGUUAAUCUUGUGCUUUCAUUUCAAAUUGUCUAUUAUUGGAGGUCACCGUAUUUGGACCAGAAGAGCAAGCACGAAGAGGAGGUUGAUAACAAAAAAACUCAAUAA